This is a messenger RNA of Erythranthe guttata (spotted monkey flower), 812 nucleotides long. RefSeq names its product NAD(P)-linked oxidoreductase superfamily protein. The record is from RefSeq and is a predicted model, not a curated record. Lineage: Eukaryota; Viridiplantae; Streptophyta; Magnoliopsida; Lamiales; Phrymaceae.
CUUCUCAAACGGAUAAUCCACGCGCGCCCAUGGCCACCGCCGCCGCCACCACCUCCUCCGCCUGCAUACCCUUCUCCUCCCACCACCACCACUCCCCCUACUCAAUCACCAAACUAUCCUUCACAAGGCGGCCGAUCUCCAAAUCCCCCCGCCUACUCACAACAAAGCUCCACGUGUCGUCUUCCAAGCCAACCCCCACCACCGCCGGCGCCGGCGCCGCCACCACGGCCAAGAAAAACGAAGAAGCCAUAUUCUUCGACGGCGGGGCUCACUACGGAGACCUUCUGGCGAACCUGAUCCUGGGAUUCACUCUGCUCUGGCUGCCGCUAACACUGGCGGCGGUGUUCAGGGCGUUUUACCUGAGGUACAGGUUCACUAACCUGCGGGUGACGGUGAUAUCAGGGCUGACGGGGCAGGACAGGAGCGACUUCUCGUACGACGUCGUAAAAGAUGUGCAGGUUGUACCGAGGUUUAUCGGAGAGUGGGGUGACGUUAUCAUAACCCUAAGAGAUGGAACCAAGGUUGAUUUGAGGAGUGUGCCCAAGUUUAGAGAGAUUGCUAAGUACUGUUUGUCUAUGGCCGAGAAGCCUGUUGUUUUGAAGGAGAGUGGUGUUAAGGGGUUUUGAGAUAUAUGGCUUUUUUUACUUUUUUUUUUUUUUUUGUUUACAAGGUUUGUAAUAAAUUUAGAAAAAAAAAAAGAUUGCAUUUGUAUGAAGUGAGUACAUUUAUUUUGUUCAUGUUGUUGUAUGUGAUUAAUUGGUUCUACUGUUUGUUGUAUAUAUUGUUGAUUAAUGAUCUGCGGGAUUUCGAUA